Cheilinus undulatus (humphead wrasse) is the source of this 2996-nucleotide messenger RNA. RefSeq names its product oocyte zinc finger protein XlCOF6-like. Bases 179 to 2206 code for a protein of 675 amino acids. Gene Ontology annotation, molecular function: RNA polymerase II cis-regulatory region sequence-specific DNA binding; DNA-binding transcription factor activity, RNA polymerase II-specific. The record is from RefSeq and is a predicted model, not a curated record. Gene Ontology annotation, biological process: regulation of transcription by RNA polymerase II. NCBI's taxonomy places the organism in Eukaryota, Metazoa, Chordata, Actinopteri, Labriformes, Labridae. The transcript has 3 exons.
CUAACUGCUGCAGCUGAGGAAAUAUGUGACGUUUUUUCAACAGCUGUUGUCGAGUACGAGGCAGAGAUCAACCGUCAGCGCGUAAUGCUGGAUAUCUUUUGGAAACCUCACAUUCACUUACACAGAAUAGUGAUUACCGGACCUCCACAAGUUUUCCUCUCACAAACUUUCCAACAACAUGCGGAUCGUUGAAAACUCCGUCUUCCAUUGUCACGCCAACAUUCCAGCAACUUCUGCUAUCACUGGAGACAUCCCACUGCAACAUGUGUGUAAGGAGGAGGAGGAGGAGGAGGUUGGGGCUGAGCAGCAACUCUGUCACCAAGAGAGGAAGUCCAGUCUGGACCAGGAGGAGCCAGAGCCUCCAUGGAUGAAAGAGGAGCAGGAGGGAGAGCAGCUCAAACAGGAUGAGACUGACACAUUGAUGCUGACUCCUACUGACGAUGAAAGUGAGCACAGUGAAGCAGAUGGACAACAUGAACUCCAGCUCCUUUCUCACAACUCUCAUGUUGCUGAGAAUCAAGAUCCCAAAGAGAACAAGCAGAAAGACUCAGAGAUAACUGGAAAAUCAAAGCCAAGACAAAAGAAAAAAGGAAAUCACACGGGUGAGGGGCGUCACUCCUGUAACACCUGUGGAAAAGGAUUCUCUGAGAAAUCAAGUUUGAAUCGGCACAUUCUUUAUCACACAGGUACAAAGCCACACACCUGUAAUACCUGUGGAAGAUCAUUCACAUUAAAGGCUCAUUUGGACAGGCACUUAAAAAUCCAUAUCGUAAAACCACAUACCUGCACAAUGUGCAGCAAAUCUUUCAAACAUGAAAGUAUUUUAACAUUUCACAUGAGAACACACAGAGGAGAGAAGCCUUACUCCUGUAGCACCUGUGGAAAAAGGUUCAGUGCGAAAUCAGAUAUGAACCGGCACAUUCGGACUCACACAGGUGCAAAACCAUACACCUGUGGUACCUGUGGGACAUCAUUCACACAGAAAUAUACUUUAAACGAUCACUUAAAAAUCCAUACAGGAGAAAAACCACAUACCUGCACAAUGUGCAACAAAUCUUUCAGAUGCAAAAGUACUCUGACAAUCCACAUGAGAACACACACAGGUGAGAAGCGUUACUCCUGUAGCACCUGUGGAAAAAGAUUCAGUAUGAAAUCAAAUUUGAAUCGGCACAUUCUUACUCACACAGGUACAAAGCCAUUCACCUGUGAUACCUGUGGGACAUCAUUCACAAAAAAACAUCAUUUGGAAAGGCACUUAAAAACCCAUACAGAUGAAAAACACAUCUGCACAAAAUGCAAUAAAUCUUUCAAACAUGCAGAUUCAUUUACGAUCCACAUGAAAACACACACAGGUGAGAAGCCUUUCUCCUGUAGCACCUGUGGGGAAGGGUUCCAUCAGAGAUCGGAUUUGUAUCAGCACAUUCUAACUCACCCAGGUACAAAGCGGUACACCUGUGAUACCUGUGGAAGACCAUUCACACAGAAACGUUUAUUGACAAUCCACAUGAUAACACACAAAAGUGAGAAGCCUUACUCCUGUAGCACCUGUGGAAAAAGUUUUAGUCUGAAAUCAAAUUUGAAUAAGCACAUUCUUACUCACACAGGUACAAAGCCGUUCACCUGUGAUACCUGUGGGACAUCAUUCACAAAGAAACAUCAUUUGGAUAGGCACUUAAAAACCCAUACAGAUGAAAAACCACACCUCUGCACAAAAUGCAAUAAAUGUUUCAGACAUACACAUUCAUUAACAAUCCACAUGAGAACACACACAGGUGAGAGGCCUUUCUCCUGCGGCACCUGUGGGAAAGGGUUUCGUCAAAAAUCGGAUUUGAAUGAGCACAUUCUAACUCACACAGGUACAAAGCCGUACACCUGUGGUACCUGUGGAAGAUCAUUCGCACAGAAAAGUUCUUUGGCCGAGCACUUAAAAAUCCAUACAGAUAAAAGACCACACAUCUGCACAAAAUGCAAUAAAUCUUUCAGACAUAGAAAUUCAUUAACAAUCCACAUGAGAACACACACAGGUGAGAGGCCUUUCUCCUGCAGCACCUGUGGGAAAGGAUUCCAUCAAAAAUCGCGUUUGAAUCAGCACAUUCUAACUCACACAGGUACGAAGCCAUACACCUGUGGUACCUGUGGACGAUCAUUCACCAGGAAAAAUACUUUGCAUAAGCACCAAAAGGUCCAUGCAGACAAAAAUGCGUAAACUUCCUUAGCAUGUGGCAGGUUUCCCAGAAUUGGUGCUGACUUGAUGGUUGAUGAGAGAAGAACUGACACUGCUGAGGAGCUGUACCUUUGAUAUCUGAGAUCUGCUAGAAAAGAGACUUUGACUCCUCUAAUUCAUCAUAACUAGUGUUAGAUCAUGUUACUGUUAAUGUUACUUUUUAUGUUACCAGAUUAGUGCCAUUAAAAACAUUCCUGCGUUACAUGGUGGGAAAAGUAACACGUGAAGCCCAGUUCAGACCAAAGAUUCAUGACACAACCAGACAGAACAGCUCCAGUCAGACCAGCUGAUGGUGUUGUCAGUUUCAGCUUGUUUGGUUGUAAAUCUUUGGUCUGAUCUGGGAUUUAGUGUACUUUUGCAUUACUGAAGAUUGAACUGUUUUUGACUUGCUACACUGUGUAUCUUCAUGCAGCCUUAUGUACACCUCAUUCUCUGCAGUUUAAAAACGAUAAGCUUUACAGUUCUUCAUUUCAGUAACAUGAUGGAAAACUUGGAUGAGAGGUAUACAGGAUUAAACAGCUGUUGGAAUGAAAACAAUACAAUGAAAGCUUUUACACUUUCUUCAUGUUGAUGUUUUUCUAGUUAUUUUUCCCCUAAAUUUGACAUCUAACAUUUUUUUCACACAGUAAAUGUACUGUCUGAAAUCUCACUAGUGCUCAUGCACAUUGACACAGCUGUAUGUUUACCUUUGGCUGUGUACCAGUGUUAAUUUUGGCAACUUUUUUAACUUUAGACUUGGUUUCAGUCUUUAAAUAAAAUGUUUUUUGGUUUU